Macrosteles quadrilineatus (aster leafhopper) is the source of this 5387-nucleotide messenger RNA. RefSeq names its product acidic fibroblast growth factor intracellular-binding protein (gene Fibp). The record is from RefSeq and is a predicted model, not a curated record. The coding region runs from base 240 to 1313 and encodes 357 amino acids. NCBI's taxonomy places the organism in Eukaryota, Metazoa, Arthropoda, Insecta, Hemiptera, Cicadellidae. The transcript is spliced from 8 exons. Gene Ontology annotation, cellular component: nucleus.
UAGAUAACCUCAAAUAAAUAGUCUUCUUCCCAAGUAAGUGCUGAAUUGCUGAUUUAUGAAACUGCAAUGGUAUGGAAGACUUUGGCAUCUUUGUUUAUCUUUACUUACUUAGUUUGAAGGACACAAAACCAUUCGAACGGACUUCAAAAAACCUUCAUCAUAGUUAACUAUAUUACAGAGGGAUUAAUUUUUCGUCAAAUAACCUAAACAGUGAAUAAAUUACCUCUUUAACAGUUCCAAUGUUUGCUGAAGUUGAUGUUUUCAUCAGCAACUACACCCUUGUUGAUCCUGAAGUAUAUCAACUGUGGGUCGAUGGUUGUUCAUCUUCGGAAGCUGUUCAUGCCUUACACCAGCAGAAUGUGAAAGAGAAGAAUGUUACUGCCUUAGAGUUGAUUGCCUCAGAUGUAUUGGACCAUUAUCGGACAUAUAGUUUGUUGGAGAGGCUACUACACAACCCACCAAAACUUGCCGAACAACUUGCCUUCCAAAUAGAACCACAAACACGUCAACUAUUGAUUGAAAAGUACUAUGAAUUUGACAAUUCUGUCAUACGGGAACUUCUUGGGAAAAAAUUAACUUCAAGACACAGGAAAGAUUUAGAUGAAGUCAGUGAAAAAACUGGAGUUUCGUUAAAAUCAUGUCGGAGGCAGUUUGACAAUGUUAAACGUGUUUUUAAGACUGUUGAAGAAAUGCAAGGUUCUGUUGUAAACAAUAUUAAAACACAUUUUCUUCUUCCUGAUGAGCUUGCUAGGCGUUAUGGAGCAGUUGUGUUUAUCGGGUGCAUGCGUUUUGAGACAAGCAAACGCAAGUUACAGUACCUCACAUUCCCAGACUUCUACUACUGUGCUUCGGCAAUCAUGACCCACUGGACCUAUGCAGAGUCCAGUCAAGACUACGAUGACACUGAUCUUGAUAGAGAAUUCCUCUUAGACCUUAGAGAAUUGAGACUUCUCCUGGACAAAGAAAAGGAACACAAGCAUUUAGUUUGCAUACGCUUGAAACCUCAACUCCUGGAACGAUCCUAUCAGGAACUUGAGCUGAACUUUCGGUCAUAUUCCAGAGCUCUUAUCGGCCUAGCGUGCAAUCUCCACCGCUCAAGAGAACUAAGGGGUUUAUUCAUAGAGCUAGUGGAGAGGUGUUUAGAACCGUGGCGUCAAGUGUCUUGGUCUCAGACUGACUUGCACAAUUUUCUCACUGCCUACUCACAAUGCGCCCUAGAAAUGGAUGUUCUUAGGGAGGCGGAUGUGAAAUCAGCUUGGGAGCGGUUCAUGACUGUUGUAUCGAGGUGUUUAUUACGAAUGUACCACUCCUAGCCGUUAGUUCGCCGCUGUUCAGUUUUACUCACAGAAAUGGAUUCUCAAGCUCUUGGUACUGUAGAAUUGAAGAAAGCCAUGAAUACCAUGUUGACUUGGAAAGGCUAUAGAAAAAACCAUUCAGUGAAUUAAAUAUGGUAAACAAUUAAAGCUGAAGCUUUUUUUAAGAAAGGUUGGAUUUUUGAUAGUGUUAAAGUGUAUUGUUUAAUAUGUAAGUGUUAUCUAACUUCCAUUUACUACUCCAAACCCUCUACCAUGAAAAGGGUUGUCAGAAAUUGAGGUCUUCGAAACUCCUGUUGCGACCAAAGGAACUAGCUCAAAUCUGAAACUAAUGCUGUGUUCUUUACUUAAUCCACUAAUAUUCUAGCCGCUUUCUGCCUUUAUGAAAAAAUUAGUCUUGUCAUGGAAACUGAAAACUGCAUAAAGAAAAAUCAACAUUCCCACCUAGUAUGAAUUGUGAUACAUUUCCGUUAUCUAAAUCAUCAACUGCUAUUGAAAUCGUUCGCCAGUGAUGGACGUCAAUGAAGUAAUGUGGUUGGAUGUAAAUGUGUUUAAGGGGUGGAGAUAGUUCAAGGGAGGUUGUAAAUAUGUCAAUGAUGCUGGUGAUGUUUGGCAAAGUGUACACAGGUUGCGGUCGUUCUUCAGUCGCAUUUGAGGCAGUGACCAAAGUUAAGUAAAUUGUGCAUGUAGAUCAUGCUGGAUAUUGUUAAAAGGGAUUUUUUUUCUUUAUUAAAAGAGGUUGGCGGAAGAGGUUAAAAGAGGUAAACGUUUCAUUUGCCUGUCUACAUGGGCCAUAGAGGCCAGUGCGUAGAAUGUAUCCCGCAAAGCAAGGGGUAAGCCGGAACAAUACCAGGGGAAAACUCCACUGAUAAAAAGAGGUACCAGGAUCCGAACCCACAACAUCGCUGCCUUAAGCCCAAGUCCAUGGCGCUACUGACUGAGCCACCGAUUCACCAAACUGAUUGGGGAUGACUAGGGACCUGGAUAAACCCUCUUUUUUAAUCACUAUCCCGUUAGAAACCCACUGAUGGAUAGUUGUGCAAAUGUGUACCGCCUCCUGCAAACUACCCAAGACACUUUGCAAAUUGUGUAUGUCUCAACACUUUUCUGCACCCACGUACUUUAAGUGAGUAAGGAUUUAUAUUAGGUUAAUCGCUUUCCUUUAGGAGCAUUGGAUUUUCGUUGCGUAAUUUUUGGCUACCAUGACGAGACUAAUUGUCAUAUGGGUGUAAAGAACCUAGAAUAGUAGUUAAUAAAUAAAAGAACACGGGCCGGUCUCAGAUUUGAGCUUACUUGCUUGGUCACGACGGGAGGUUUGAUUGAGACCUUAAUUAACGGACAAUAAUCUCUGUCAUUUUACAUUUUUAUAGUGUAUUGAGACAUAUAUAAAGAUUUUGACUCUGUUUAUGAAUCUGAUCAGAAACUUCAGAUAUUGAAGACUCCUGGUCAAAGGAUGAUUUAAUGUUUUAAUAUUUAUAUUGCAAAAUUAACCCUUAGGCCAAUAUUUUAGUCUCCUUUAUCUAUACUAUCUAAUUAUGCUUAUUUUUAUAGGUUGAAAGAAAUGUGUUUUUGCACUUUAGAAUACUUGUUAUUUCUAUUACAAAAUAACUGAAUGUGAGCUAUAGAAGACAUUGCAGCAAUAAGUUGGAUGAUAAAUGAUAAUGGCUGAAGCUGAAUUCUAGGCAUUUAUUUCUUGCUUAUUUACCAUGCUUAAAGGUAUUCUUUAACACUGAGGAAAUAGAAGCGAAAAUCAAAAUAACCCUUUGUAAUGUUAAGUUAAAAUUUAAGGUGUUAAAUAAUUUUGUAUGUUCAAGGUUACAAUGGCUAGUAUGAGGCCUAUAGUAAGCUCAGUUUUUAAAUGUACUUAAUAAUUGUUGAUGCAAUUUAAGCAGUUGUAAACUCAGAACCUCAAUACUCAAAAGUAUCAGCUUUCAAUGAAUAAUCAUCAUGAUCUCUAUAUCAACGAGUAGUGGUUGUUAUAAGUAAAUCUUUGUUAAUUACAUGAAAAGACAAUCACGUCAGCAGUGUAGUUUUGCUGGUAACUAAUGGUAAAUUUGUAUAUUUUGUUGAUCCUUGAACCUUAAUCAAUUAAGGUUUGAGGAGACAGAUACAUACAGUUGGCUCAAAAUCUAGAGAGACACCCCCUCAGGUAGAAUGGGGUCGUCCUAGUGGCGUCCACCCCAGAAUGCGAGCAUCCCACGAAAAUCUGUGUCACACUGUAAUUUUCAAUCAAUUGCAAAACACAAAAACCCAACUGGCUGUGUUGGCUUGUAAUUAGACAUACAUAAUCGAAUGAUGGCUCAUUUUUUGUCUUACUUAGACGAAUAAAAAAACCAUUUUAAUCACAGUUCUACGAUGUACUGUUGCCGACAUAACGCAGUUUUCGCUUAACUUCUAUAAAUUUUGUCCAGUGCUACUGGAAAACCCGUAAUCUAUGAGUCUAUGGGUAUGUCAACAGGGGAUUAGGACGGCCCAUUCUACCUGAGGGGGUGUGUCUCUACGUUUUGAGCCAACUAUACACAACGAGUAAACAUCUAUACUUACCACAGAAAUCCAUCAAUAUUCAACCUGCCAAUGUUGCUUAAAAAAAACAUUUAGAAAAAAUUAUAAAAUAUAAAUUAGAAAAAAUUCUUGAUCAGCAUUGUACGUGUUAUUAAAUUUACAGAGCUAAAUAAAAUAAAAAAUUUCUAUUGGGUCUAAUGAUUUGAGUAUCCAAUCGAAAUCACCACUUACAAUUUUUUAUAUAUAUUUACCGUCCUGUGAGUUGACUGUAUAAGUGUAAAUAUAUGUUUUAAGUGUUAUUAGACAUAUUUUAUUUACUCUUAACAAAUUUGAAAUAGAAAUCAAUCAAAUCAUGUUUUACUUCUUUUAUAAGGUACUGCCAUCACUUAACAAAUAUUUAACUUGUUAUUUCUCUCUUAGUUGAUUAUGUGAAAGACAAGAUACCUAAUGUAAACGUUUCUCAAGUUGGUAUUUUCAACAAUCAAUUUGUCAAAUUAUAUUUAAAUAUACGUUUUAAUGUAUCAAAAUGCAGUCAUGUUGAUAUUCUAUUACAGUUAGAACAGUUGUGUCCAUUUUCAUUUAAAAUAUUAUUUUACGUUAGAUAUGAUGUGAUUUUAAACUGUAUACCGGUAAUAAUAAGUUAGAACAAAUUCUCAUUUAACUCCCAGACCAGUAAGCAAUAAGUUGUGUGUAUUGUGUGUAUAGUGGUUUUGGCAUGGACCGACCAGAAUUAUUCAUGCACUCUUGUGGAUCAUUAAAAUUGUAAAUGUAAUUAUUAAAAUUUUGUGUAGUAUUCCCAGUUCCGAGAACAAAUAAUUAUGAUUGUUUACCUUUAUUUUUGCUAGGUUGAAGUGUAGUGAAGCCUGAUGUACAUUUUACCAGUUUUGUGGCAUAAUCAGGAACAUUGUUUUAUUUACACAUUUCAUUAACAAUAAUACCUAGGGAGGGGUUCAACAGAUGACGUGAAAGCUCGGGUGCAGACCGGGGAUGAUUUUCUAUGGGGCUGUUGGUGGUAGGUUGAGGUACGGUUUGAAGGUGAGGUUGUGUAUUCGGACCUCUCACUUCCAUGGCUAUAAUGACUAUAAUUUUGCCAGUUAUUUAAACAUUAUAUUGUUUUAGGGGUUGAUUAUUUAAAAUAUUGUUGAUUUGUUGUCGUCUUUUAUCCUGCAGGAGGGUGUCUAGGUAUGAACUGUUGAUGUGUUUUAUCAUCAUAAUGGUAAAUUGUUAUAUUAUAUUUCAUCAUUACAGUAUUACAGUGAUGUAAAACUUUGCUCUUUAUGAUGCAAAUGUAUCAUAAUAAUCCGGUAACCAUACAGUAAACCUGUGUAAUGAUUUACGUUGUAUUAGUUCCUCAAUUAGACUUAUAUUAGUUUUAACUCUUUUAUUAUACAUUUUUAUCUUGCACAAACAAUAAUAUGAUAAUAUCAAUACCUCACAUCAAUAUACUCAUUUAACUUAUGUAAUCUUUUAAUGUAUAUAUUAUCAAUAUACUAGUCCACUAGUCAACCAUUGUAUAAAAACAAUCCAAACAUCUAUUGUGCAAUAAAGUUAAUGUAUUUGUAAGUAUUUCAA